AUGCCUCCAACAGUAUCAGCAAAGCCGCAUGUCAUCGUCCUCAGCGGACCAAGCGGAUCUGGAAAAAGUACAUUAAUUACAAAACUAUUCGAAGAAUAUCCAACAGCGUUUGCUUUUAGCAUCUCACAUACAACAAGAUCUCCUCGUUCGGGCGAACAAAAUGGGCGCGAGUACCAUUUCGUCUCUCGACCUGACAUGGAAGGUAUGCUGAAUCGUGGCGAAUUCCUCGAAUCAACAGAAUUCUCAGGAAAUUUGUAUGGAACGAGUAAAAAAGCUGUUGAAGAUGUAACACGAACAGGGCGCAUAUGUUUACUUGAUGUUGAUAAACAAGGCGUGAAAAACAUUCGCAACAGUCAUCUCGAUGCCGUGUUUGUCUUCAUCAGUCCGCCGAGUUAUGAAAUUUUAGAGCAACGUUUACGCGGACGACAAACAGAUACCGAAGCCGCAAUCGAAAAACGUUUGAAAGAAGCGAAAGAAUCGAUGGAAUUCAGCAAAGAACCAGGUGUCUAUGAUCAUAUUAUAUUAAAUGAUCAACUCGAUGUGGCUUAUCAAUCACUAACAGACAUUCUACGAGAGAGUAUCAAUGCUGUUUUGGAACAACAAAAGGCGACAAAAAAUGGCAGCUAA
This is a messenger RNA of Adineta ricciae, 627 nucleotides long. The record is from the annotation of a GenBank genome assembly. Lineage: Eukaryota; Metazoa; Rotifera; Eurotatoria; Adinetida; Adinetidae.